CCACAGUUCUCUAGAGCUCCAUUCCUUAUCGCAUCCAGCCUCUUCACAUCGCCUCAACAUCGCUUAGCCAUGCAUCCUUGUUUCCAGGUCUCGGAAUUGACAUCGUUAAUUUGUGCGAUGUUGAUCGAACCCAACUCGAUGAUAGUCACUUUUCGGAGACAGAAAUCGUUCAGGAAGGACUUAGCCUCACUCGCCUCUACAUGCAAGGCUUUCAAGGAGCCCGCUCUGGACGCACUAUAUUAUGAGUUACGUUCUCUCGCCCACCUCUUUAUGUGCCUGCCGCCGGACCUAUGGAAGAUUGAGGACAAAGUCAAAAGAGCUGAUCAUAGAGGGGUACUUGACACUCAAAAGAUCCUGUCUUUUCUGCGUGCAAUGCGUCGCAGUGACUGGCUCAUCCUGGAGGGUUACGCCCGUCGUGUUCACAGUCUGGAUAUUUUAGGCGGGGACGACAUUGCUAUCGAUUCGGAGGUACUCAUUAUGGUUUCCAUCUACUGUGGCGUCUCGCUCUUUCCUCAACUUCGUCACAUCCACAUUUCCUAUAUAGCACGACGUACUGGCUCAGAUUCACCAUUCUCUUUGCUAGCAGCCAAACUGUCGUUCGGUCCAGCCCUUUCUCAUCUACACUUAUCGAACGUUGAUUCUUCAUCGUUGCCCAUCAUUUUGCUAGCCAGUCAGUCAAGUCCAGCGCUUCAAUCGCUCGAUCUAAAGCCUGUCUCGGAGGCUCGCGUCCUAAUGACACCCUUCCUGACAGAAGCGGUCCAUGGAUUUCGACAGUUGAGAGUAUUCGACGUCUUUCUUCCUGGUGAUGCAACUUCCCAAGCCGGCUUGCUAUCAGCCCUCCGGAGCUUGCAUUCCCUAGAACGUCUCUCACUCUCUGUGUCUACUAGGGACCAAAUGAACCAUACGCCUUCGCCAGCCAUAUCCCUUUCCAAUCUUAGUCACUUCAGCAUCAGGUGUUAUGCACGUCAAGUCGAGGACAUCAUGCGCUGCUUCCUCCACUUGGACACUGUCACGUCCUUCACAGGGAUAAUUGUGGGCGUUGCAGACAUCUCAUCUCUAGAUGUUGACCAAGCUUUGAUCUCUCUCGCCACAAAGCUGCCAGAUACAGUUUCUAGUAUUGAUCUGACGAUACCACGCGAAUGCAAAGAUUUCGAAAGCAGUUCUCUACAGUCCCUCAACAAAUUCCACGAACUCAAGCACCUGACCUUAACGAUGGGGACCUUGCCUUUUCAUAACGACCACUUUGUCUUACUUACAUUCCCCCACCUGCUGAGCCUGUGCCUGCACUCGUCCGAGCGAAAGCUCUCCGCUACAUUGCAAAGUGUGGGACUUCUCUUGCGGCAUUACCCUCGCUUGAUGCACCUCUCUCUUGCGGUGGACGCGCAAAAUAUCCCCAACGCCGAAUGUGACACGUCGCCACUUCACGUCUGUAGUAGAACACUAACCUCUUGGGAUGUCACGCGGUCUAUUACUGAAGACCCCGAGUUCACUGCUCGACACAUCAUGAGCAUGAUACCUAAUCUCUGCAAACUUACGUCACAGAACAUGUCCAAGCAAGGAGCGCUCUGGAAGAGGGUAGCAGACCUCGUCGACUUUUGGAGGGUUGCCUUUCGGCAGUGCCAUUCUAAGUGAUAGUCUAUGAGCUGACGUGUCGCAGCCGAAGGGCUGCUACGGCUGAGUCGCCGUCGAAGACCUUCGCACUCCAUUCUGCGCGAAGCCACCCCAUCGACUGGCGACGGUGUUUUGUUCUGUUAUGUAAAGCCAUAAGCGAGGAAAGAUAUAAUCUGGCCAUGUCUCCCUUUCGAUUCCGAGCUCUCAGUUCUCAUUCCUUCGUUCGCGCCCCUCGCACCCGUUUCGUCGUCCUCACUUACGUUCUCUCACACGAUGCGUUCUUUCAUCACCCUUGCUCUUGUUCUCGCUGUUGCUGGCUUCGCCUCCGCCCUCCCCGUUACGGCUGGCGAUGUUAGCGCUGCCGACUGUGCCCAUGCUGACGUCAAGAACAUCGGUAACGGCGCCGGUGCGAAGCUCCUAAACAGCCGCAAUGGCAUCGGCGCUGCUGGCGUACUCAACGAGGAUGUCAAGAGCGCUGCGGACGAAGCCAAGUCCGGGGUGCUUCGCCGGCUGGGCGACGUCAGCGCCGCUGACAACCUCAAUGCGGACGCCCAGAACGCUGCCAACGGCACCAACACCAAUGCGCUCGAUGUUCACCACCGCGAUCUUAACGCCGGUAAUGGGCUCGAUGCGGACGCCGAGGAUGUUGCCAACGACGCUCAUGUCGACGCUCUCAAUGUCAACCACCGUCGCGACGUCAGCGCCGCUGACAACCUCAACGCCAAGGUCGGGGAUGCCGCUAACGAUCCCAACGUCAAUGCCUUGAACGCCAGCCGCCGCCAUGACAUCAGCGCUGCGGACGGCCUGGAUGCGAAGGCCGAGGACGUUGCCGACGAUGCCAGUGUCAAAGCUCUCAACGUCAACCACCGCGACGUCAGCGCUGCCGACGAUCUGAACACCAAUGCCCAUGACAUCGCUAAUGACGCCAAUGUCGACGCGCUCAACAUCAACCACCGCGACACCACCGCUGCCGACAACGCUGACGUCAAGGUCAAGAAUGUCGCCAAUGGCGCGGACGUCAACCUUGCCCUGCGUCAAGUCCCGGUCGAUCCCUCCAGCGUCGCGGAUCCCAAGAACUCGACGGUCACGGAGGUCACUGGCGACUCUACCCCUAAUGUCCGCCGUCAGUAUGGCGACGAGCCUUACGUCGGUAACCCCGCAGACGACGAGAACGUCGGCCUCCGCCGUCAGUACGGUGAUGAACCUUACGGUAACCCGGUUGACCAGGCUGAGACCGCCCUCUGAGCACUUCAUCUUCCUGAAGCGUUGGGCACCUCGUUUUCCUCCAACUUAGACCUGGGGUAUCGCUUAUACUAAAUCCUUCUGCACAUAUUUUUA
This is a messenger RNA of Coniophora puteana RWD-64-598 SS2, 2949 nucleotides long. RefSeq lists its product as uncharacterized. Bases 70 to 1632 code for a protein of 520 amino acids. The transcript has 5 exons. NCBI's taxonomy places the organism in Eukaryota, Fungi, Basidiomycota, Agaricomycetes, Boletales, Coniophoraceae. The record is from RefSeq and is a predicted model, not a curated record.